CCCGAUGGCAUCGCCGCCGCCGCCGCCCGCCGGAGCCGCAGCAGCCGCCGCCCCCGCGGCGGCCGGAUCGCCGCCGCCGCCGGCGCAAGUGGUGGGCAACGCGUUCGUGAACCAGUACUACAACAUCCUGCACCAGUCGCCGGAGCACGUCCACCGCUUCUACCAGGACGCCAGCCGCCUCAGCCGCCCCGCCGCCGGCGCCGCCGCCGCCGCCGACGGCAUGGACACCGUCACCACCAUGGACGCGAUUAACGACAAGAUCGUGUCCAUGGGCAUCACGCGGGCGGAGAUCAAGGCCGUCGAUGCGCAGGAGUCGCUCAAAGGCGGCGUCACCGUGCUCGUCAUGGGCCACCUCACGGGGAGGACCGGCGUCGGCCGCGAGUUCGUGCAGUCCUUCUUCCUCGCGCCGCAGGAGAAGGGCUACUUCGUGCUCAACGACAUCCUGCGCUACGUCGGGGAGGGGGAAGGGGAGGAGGGGACCGGGCACCCGGCGCCACCGCCGCCGCCACAGCAGCCGGAGGUGGCGGUGGACGCGGAGGCCGCCCCUUCUGCCGUCCUGGCGAACGGCACUGUCGUUGGGGGAGGAGACACCGAGAGUGUGCCUCGUGAACAGGAUGCUUUGCCACUGCCCGAGCAGAAUGCAACUGAGCCUGCACCCCAACCUAAGGAGGAGGAAGAACUGAACGGGGAGGAGGUUUACAACCCGCCCAAUAAUGUGGAGAAGCCUGCUGUUGAGGAAACACCUGUUCCUGAGGUCAUAAAGGAAGUGCAGAAUAAUGUUGCAGUGGCUGCACCAAGUUCGUCUCCCCCAGUACCGCUUGAGGAGGCCCCAAAGAAGUCAUAUGCUUCAAUUGUAAAAGUCAUGAAAGAAUAUCGACCACCAGCUCCUGUGGUUCCUUCCAGGCCUGCACCCCCAAAACCAGAGAAACAAGCCCCUCCUGCACUUGCUCUGGUUGCUGAUGCUCCAGCUUUCAGUCCUAACACGCAGGGUGGCAGCUUUCAAGAUCCAGAAGUCGAUGCACAUGCCAUAUAUGUGCGGAAUCUUCCUUUAAAUGCCACACCACAACAAUUAGAAGAAGAAUUCAAGCGAUUUGGCACCAUUAAGCACGAAGGCAUCCAAGUUAGAAGCAACAAGAUCCAAGGGUUUUGUUAUGGCUUUGUAGAAUUUGAGGAUGCCAGCGCAGUCCAAACUGCAAUAGAGGCCUCUCCUGUUAUGAUUGGUGAACGGCAAUGUUAUGUUGAAGAGAAAAGAACUACUGGUUCUCGUGGUGGUAGCAGAGGAGGAAGGUUUGCACCGGGUAGAGGUGGUAACUUCCGAGGCGAAGGCCUUAGAGGCCGUGGUACUUACAAUGGAGGCAGAGGCUACGGAAGGGGCGAGUUCGGUUAUCGAUCUGAUUAUGGCGGCCGAGGUGGUGGCAGGGGAGGCUCAUCUCGUGGAGGUGAUGUUGGCUACCAGCGGGUCGACCACUCUGGUACAGCCGGUGGUCGUGGUGCCCGGGCGCCAUCCGCCGCUACUGCGGCCGCAAAGUGAGUUCUUGGUAGCUGUGGGUCGGUAAUAGUUUCAGAAUUUUAUGGCCACCAUCAUGGUUGACCAAAAGAGUGGCAGGUGAGGCGGAUUUGGGUUCAUGUGAGGUUUAUCAACGGGUCAUAAAUUGGUGCUUAACCUUGUUUUGUGGCAAGGUAAAGCAGUGGUUAUAUCGGUUGCUAAUUGUAGAAUAUACGUCUAUUGAGAUGUAGUCCUAGUAUGUUUGGCUUUGUUGAGCUGCUGAUUUAUGUUUUCCCGUCUUUUACCUUCCCAAAUUAGAGGCAGUUGAUUUGAGGUGCCGGUGAUCUAUAGUUUUUGUUGACUAUAGUGGAAUAUAAGUUAUGGUUUAGAGCUCCUAAGAUUAGUAAGACAAUUUAUCUUGUUCA
Messenger RNA from Setaria italica (foxtail millet), 1911 nucleotides. Its product is annotated as ras GTPase-activating protein-binding protein 1. The record is from RefSeq and is a predicted model, not a curated record. Bases 5 to 1531 code for a protein of 508 amino acids. The transcript is spliced from 9 exons. Gene Ontology annotation, cellular component: cytosol; ribonucleoprotein complex. Gene Ontology annotation, molecular function: mRNA binding. NCBI's taxonomy places the organism in Eukaryota, Viridiplantae, Streptophyta, Magnoliopsida, Poales, Poaceae.